Phymastichus coffea is the source of this 2619-nucleotide messenger RNA. RefSeq names its product ubiquitin carboxyl-terminal hydrolase 5 (gene Usp5). NCBI's taxonomy places the organism in Eukaryota, Metazoa, Arthropoda, Insecta, Hymenoptera, Eulophidae. The coding region runs from base 75 to 2477 and encodes 800 amino acids. The record is from RefSeq and is a predicted model, not a curated record. The transcript has 14 exons. Gene Ontology annotation, molecular function: cysteine-type deubiquitinase activity; protein binding; zinc ion binding. Gene Ontology annotation, biological process: protein deubiquitination.
UUCAAGCAUCGUCUUGCCGCAUUUAAAAUUGUAAUCUUGCUGAGUCAGUCAAUAAACUAGAUUUAUUGUACAAAAUGGAUGAAUUAACAAAACAUUUAGGAAAAAUCAGGGUACCUGGGCAUAAUGAUAAAAUUUACAAAGACGAAUGUGUUUUGUCUUUUGAUACUCCAGAAACUCCAACUGGUUUGUAUGUGAAUCUAACAACUUUUCUGGGAUUUGGUGCUGAUUAUGUAUCAAAGUACUUUCAACAUAUCGGAAAUGCAGUAUUUUUACAUAUCAAAAGAACAAAGAAUGAAGUAUCAGUAGAACAAACAGAUGAUGGUCCUGAUAAGAAAAUCACACGUCUUGCUAUUGGAACGCCUGGAGGAUUCAAUCCAGACUCCCAGAAAUAUACUUAUAAAGAAAGUUAUUCUAUUGUAGUCAUGCCAGAUUUUAAAACUAUUCCUUAUCCAAAAGAUGAUUUGCCAAAGCAAGUAAAAGACUCAGUGGAAGCUAUUUUGAAAGCAGAAUCUGCUUUGAAAAUUGCUGAAAAAGCUGCUCAUAGUGGCACUUGGGAUGGAGAAACAAGACAAAUAACUAAACACAUAAGUCUACCUCAGCUUGAUAAUGGCAAGAAAAUUCCACCAAAUGGAUGGAAAUGUGAGGAAUGUGAUCUAACUACAAAUCUAUGGUUGAAUUUGACUGAUGGUUCGAUUUUGUGUGGGAGGAAGUUUUAUGAUGGAACUGGUGGUAACAAUCAUGCUGUGGCACAUUAUCAAAAGUGUAAAUACCCUUUAGCAGUCAAGUUAGGAACUAUAACUAGAGAUGGAAAAGGAGAUGUUUACUCGUAUGAUGAAGAUGAUAUGGUUGAAGAUCCUAAUUUAGCUCUUCACUUGUCACAUUGGGGAAUCAACUGUGCCCAUAUGGAAAAGACAGAGAAAUCGAUGGUGGAAUUGGAGUUGGAAUUGAAUCAAAAGUUUGGGGAAAUGAUAGCUAUGCAGGAGGGGAAUAAUCAACUCACACCUCUUUAUGGCCCUGGUUUGACUGGACUAGUAAAUUUAGGAAACUCAUGUUAUUUGAAUAGUGUUAUGCAAAUGUGUUUCACAAUUCCUGAUUUCAUAGAGCGGUUUGUGAAUAAAGCAGAUGAGAUUUUUGAUCAAAAUAUAUCAGAUGCACCAAAUGAUUUUAAUACUCAAAUGGCAAAAUUAGGUAUUGGUUUAUGUUCUGGAAAAUAUUCUGAACUUCCAACAUCAGGUAUAAAUGAUAAUCGCCAAGGAAUAUCUCCAAGAAUGUUUAAAACCUUAGUGGGACGUGGUCAUGGCGAAUUUAUGUCAAACCGACAACAGGACGCUCAAGAAUUCUUCUUGCAUUUGAUUAAUUUACUAGAUAGAAACAGUCGUCAUCAAGUUAAUCCAGCUGAUUGCUUCAAGUUUAAAAUUGAAGAACGUUAUCAAUGCAGUUCUGGAAAAGUUAAAUAUACGUCAAAGCCAGAGUAUCUUCUACCUGUGCCUAUCUCUAUGGAUUCAGUAAUAAAUAAGGAAGAAGUUGCUGCUUAUGAAGCAGAAAAGAGUCAGUCAGGAGAAGACAAGAAUAAAUUUGAUCUUAAUAUUGUGAGGCCACGACUUAAAUUGCGCUCUUGCUUAGAAAGUUUUGCCAGAGUAGAAACUGUUGAGCAAUUUUACAGCUCGGCCUUGAAUGCAAGAACAACUGCCACGAAAACUACAAGACUAGCUUCUUUCCCUGAUUACCUUUUAUUGCAUUUGAGAAAAUUCACUGCCAAAGAAGAUUGGACUCCUGUUAAAUUAGAUGUUGCUGUUGACAUGCCAGAUAUUAUCGAUUUAGAAUUUUUGAGGAGCAAAGGUUUACAGCCUAAUGAAGAAUUGUUACCAGAAACCAAUAUUGCACCACCCCCUCCCGUUUACGAUAAGAACAUUCUUACUCAGCUAAGUGACAUGGGUUUUCCUCCAGAGGCUUGUAAAAAAGCAUUGUAUUUCACUCAAAAUAGUGGAAUGGAUGCAGCUACCCAAUGGCUUAUGGAGCAUAUUUCAGAUGAAGACUUUUCAGAUACAUUUAUUCCUCCUGGAACAGAAAGAAUUAAUACAAGCGCUGAUGCAUUUACACCUCGUCCUGAUGCUUUGGAAAUGGUGAUGGCCAUGGGAUUCACGAAGGAACAGGCAACCAAAGCUCUGAAAGCUACAGAUAAUAAUUUGGAACGUGCUGCAGAUUGGAUAUUUAGUCAUCAAGCUGAACUUGAUGGUCAGUGCAUGGAAGUCGACGAACAACCUCCAGAACCAUCUUACCGAGACGGACCAGGAUCUUACAAACUAGUGGGAUUUAUUACUCACAUGGGUACGUCAACUAUGGUUGGGCACUAUGUCUGUUACUUAUUCAAAGAUGGAAAGUGGGUCAUUUUUAAUGAUGAAAAAGUAUUUUUAUCUGAAAAACCAGCGAAAGAACUAGGUUACAUAUAUUUGUACCAACGCCUCGAUAAGAAUUAGUUACAACAAUAUAACGCUUGUUUUUUGUAUAAAUAAUUUUAUUGCUUUUCUAUAACUAAAAUAAAACAAGUGAUUAAACGAGUGUUAUUUUCUAAAAUAAGAUUUCUACAAUUUUUGUAUAUACUUUUUAAAAAUGAAUAAA